Punctularia strigosozonata HHB-11173 SS5 is the source of this 1760-nucleotide messenger RNA. RefSeq lists its product as uncharacterized. Bases 546 to 731 code for a protein of 61 amino acids. The record is from RefSeq and is a predicted model, not a curated record. NCBI's taxonomy places the organism in Eukaryota, Fungi, Basidiomycota, Agaricomycetes, Corticiales, Punctulariaceae. The transcript has 6 exons.
GGAGGGUCGCCCAUCGAGAUCUGGGGGAUCGACUCGUGUUCGCGUUACGGCAUCGAUCCCCUUCGCGAGCUGGCCGGCCCACCGUCGGGCCAUGGCAUCCACCUCGGCACCAGAGAGCAGUUUCUCGCGUCACGAUGGAGCUUUCUGCUGCUAAUUGACAGUGCUCUGGGACUAACGGCCGUUUGGAGGUAGCUCGACGGAGCGAUGGUCGAACGCUUGUCGGCGUGUUGCUGAUCGAGCGGUCGUGUGGCUUUUGCACUACAUGCCUACAGUGUUCACGAUGAUAUUUGACUCAUGUCCGUUAUGGUCGUGCCCACGCUGGUCGUCGAUGGCUUGGCCAGACUGGCGAUCGCAAAGAAGCGCAGCGUACCGGUGGACCAGGUGAUUCCGAUACCAUCGGAAGCUAUGCGCCGGCACGCCCGUUUGGUAUCUGUACCUAAUCGGAGGUCUGGUCCCGCCGUAGGCGUCUGGUCCAGUGCAAUUGCAAUAUCCGUAGGUUUCAAAUUUGUGCCGGGCUUAUGACCUCUGCCCGAGGCCGGUGCUGCAUGUCUCAAUCGCUAGCGCUCGCCGACGCCCCGGGGAUGCUGGCAUGUUCAACCGCUGGGCCAGACCGAGUUGUCGAGGGCGGCGGAAUACUGGUUUCAGCACCCGCCGGUCGGUCGAUGGACCACUGCACUCCCGAUGGCAUCGUAUCUUCGCGACUUCCAGCAUGGCUCUCGCAAGCGCGCUGACUACGGUGGAUUUUCUAUACAGGCACAACGUGGAGGAACGUGUACGCAAGCGUGCCAUGGACAAUUCUCUCCUGCUUACUGAUUCGCCUCGUCGACUGCGCGUCGAAAUCCACUUCAGCGACGCUAGCGACAAAGGGGAACCAUACUCGCUGAGAACGCGAAAUCUCGCGGCCAUCAUGAAACGCGCCAAUGUAGAAGUUUCUCAGGCGCAAUGGUCAGCUGGCCGGGUCUUCCUGAACCUGCCAUACCCAGGACCGUCGACACGGUUUGAUCGCGAGCAGAAAAGGAAGUAUUCGCUGGGAACAGAGGCGCUACUAUUAUGUCUUUGACGAGCAAGAAGCUACGAGGAUCCCUGGCCCGAUAUAUAUGAGGGUCUCCUUCAAAUGAGGUGCUCUCCCACCCACACCGUCCCGUAGCAUAGGUUGAAUUUCAGAAUCCUGAUUAAAUUGCGGGGCUAAGCCGGGGAUCCGCCAGACGCGUUUUCUCUAGAAACGCUGCCCGGGCGACGAUCCGAAGUGAAGCUGGCUGUUCCCGUCUUGUGCCCUCUUCCUGCGUGUGGCCUGCGGUGCAAGAUUAGUGUGCCGUCGAAUUUGCUCUUACCCGAAACCUUAGCGUACCCGUUAGGUCCGAUUACUACCGCGCACUCCUGCCAAGUGGGACUCGUAGAACCAGAGCCGUCGGGCGAAGGCCGAACUCAAAGGCCACCCCCAUUGCGCUAGCGCCAUGUGGCAUUCUAAUCUUGACCGGAUUCUCUCGUGCCAUGUCGUGCCCCUUCACUAUCAAUCUGCCGGGCCAUCGUAUCUCGUCCGGGUAUAAAGGCGAGCUCCUCGAGCCCAUCAAAUCUCAUCACCUAUCGUCCCCCUUUCAUCCAAGUCACCCAUCCUCACCUUCAACCCCCAAAACGUUACACGAUGUGCAGACAUGAAUGCUACGUUGACUACCACCGCGGCUGCCAGCACUACAUCCUACGAUACUACACGGGCGUUGUAAUCGACUGCAUGGAGCCCGACUGCUUGAGCAGCUCAGCAC